GUUCCCGAGGUCUCAAGGAAGUAUAUAAAUCCCACUCCAACCCUCACUUCCCACUCACAAAUUCCUCAUUCAAUCUCUAUUCGUCUUCAACUUCAAGCAAUUUGACCAUCACCUUUUAACUGAUCUAUUUUCUCAAGAGAUAAGGGAAAAUGAACAGGCCAGGAGAUUGGAAUUGCAGGUCAUGCAACCAUCUCAACUUUCAAAGGAGGGACUCAUGCCAGCGGUGUGGAGAGCCUAAACCAUCUGAGAGAGGUGAUUAUGGAAGCUUUGGAGGAAAAGGUAGCUCGUCGUCGUUUGGGUCGUUCAGUACCGGCCCCGAUGUCCGGCCAGGUGACUGGUACUGCAACGUCGGCAACUGCGGAGCCCACAACUUUGCUAGCCGCUCAAGCUGCUUCAAGUGCGGCGCCUCAAAGGAUGAUUCUCCUGGUGGGGGAUACGAGGGUGACAUGUCUAGAAUCAGAGGCUUUGGUUUUGGCGGCAGCGGCGGGGGUGGGGGCGGCGGCAGCUCCAGUCGCUCUAACUGGAAAUCCGGUGACUGGCUUUGCACUAGGUCUGGUUGCAACGAGCACAAUUUUGCGAGCAGGAUGGAAUGCUUCCGAUGCAAUGCACCGAGGGACUCAAGUGGCAAGUCUCCAUAUUAAUUCGUCAUAGAUUUUCCAUUCUGGCCCGUCCUAUUUUGACCAAGACUACAAUUUACAGCAGGUACUGCUGUCUCCAAGGAGAGAAUCGACGUACGUCUAUAUAUGAUGAUGCCCCCCAAGUUACUCAAUUUGGCCUGGAUCUACCUCUAUUUUUUGUUCUUUUUUUUUUACUACAUUUAUCUUCGAUGGAUCUACUGCUAGGGAGCUCUUCAGAAGAAUGAUAUGGUUGAAGAUCGAGUUGAUCAGUGAGCUUCCUUAUAUUUAGCGUAGGCACGUAGUUUUGGUGUAUCACUCUAUUAAUAUAUCAUGUGUCCGUCCUUGUGUUUUGAUGCCUCAUUGUUCUUUGAUCGAUGCAACGUCAUGCUUUCCUUUAAGAAUAUAUUUCAAGAUA
This is a messenger RNA of Alnus glutinosa, 1032 nucleotides long. RefSeq lists its product as uncharacterized. The transcript has 4 exons. Lineage: Eukaryota; Viridiplantae; Streptophyta; Magnoliopsida; Fagales; Betulaceae. The record is from RefSeq and is a predicted model, not a curated record. Gene Ontology annotation, cellular component: cytoplasm. Gene Ontology annotation, molecular function: mRNA binding. The coding region runs from base 150 to 641 and encodes 163 amino acids.